Capsaspora owczarzaki ATCC 30864 is the source of this 612-nucleotide messenger RNA. RefSeq names its product Ssu72 protein. Gene Ontology annotation, molecular function: RNA polymerase II CTD heptapeptide repeat phosphatase activity. The transcript has 3 exons. Gene Ontology annotation, cellular component: mRNA cleavage and polyadenylation specificity factor complex; nucleus. The record is from RefSeq and is a predicted model, not a curated record. Lineage: Eukaryota; Filasterea; Ministeriida; Capsasporidae. Gene Ontology annotation, biological process: termination of RNA polymerase II transcription. The coding region runs from base 1 to 612 and encodes 203 amino acids.
AUGGGUCGAGUCAAGUACGCAGUGAUCUGCUCCAGCAACCAGAACCGAAGCAUGGAAGCCCAUGCGCUUCUCAGCCACAAGACCACGUUGCGGUUGCUCUACCGCCGCAAAAAGGGAUUUGACGUCUGCUCGUACGGAUCAGGCAACAAUGUCAAGCUGCCAGGACCUACACCCGACCAGCCAAACGUCUAUGAAUUCAACACACCAUACAACGACAUUUAUGCCGAACUGGCAUCCAAAGAUAACGCAUUCUACACGGGAAAUGGAAUUCUGUCCAUGCUCGACCGGAAUAGGAAGAUCAAGACAGCACCAGAACGGUUUGCGGACGCCAAGCCGCUGUUUGAUGUCAUUAUUACCUGCGAGGAGCGUGUUUUCGAUCAAGUGCUUGAGGUGCUCGAGGCGCGCGACAGCCGGACCUUUCGACCAGUUCACAUUAUCAACAUUGACAUCAAGGAUAACCACGAAGAGGCGACGGUUGGUGCCGCGCUCAUCUUCAAAAUGUGCCAAGCAUUCGACCAAGCCGACGAUCUCGAGGUCAAGAUUGAGGAGGUUCUUGACGAGUUUCAGCGCAAACACGCAAGAACGCUUCUUCACUCCAUUGCAUUCUACUAA